GGCUUAAUCAUUCAGGGGGCGGGCGGUGUCGUCCGUUGUGGGAGUCUUUCAUGUGUCCGUGAAUAUGUCCUCCGCAACCAAUAAGGUCAAAGAGGAAGACUGUUUUCUGCCUUACACUCCGUCGCCGACUAAACAGUUGCAGGACAAUCCCGCUCCUUCCCCCCUCGCCCUGUUAGCCGCUACGUGCAGCAAAAUAGGGGGUGCUAACGGAGAAGGGGGCUCGCCCGGAGAGCCCCAACCUGUUGCCCAAAGCCAAGACGGCAACAUUGUCAUUGUACCUGUGAGCACGCCGCCGCCCUCGCAAACGCCGACGCAGCAGCAGCAGCAACAGCAAUCUGGCACGGUGACCCCGGGGCCUUCGACGCCCCAGCAGCAGCAAAUUAGGCUGGUGAAUGGCAGCGCAACUUUCAUUCAGCAGGCGGAUGGUUCGCUGGUCCAGACUUCACCGCAGACUAACCAGCAACAGCAGAUCAUCACUCUGCAACAGCUGCAGCAGCUGCAGAAUCAGCAGCAACAGCAAUUUUUGCCGCAGCUUGUGCAGCAACAGGUGUCCUGUUCGUCUGAUGGAGAAUCAAAACCCACCCUCGUUUCGUUGCAGUCUGUUCAAGGACUACCUGGGCAGUUUCUACAGGUAUCAGCAGAGGGCCAAAUCAUGAGCGCGCAGGCGCAGCAAUCACAACAGCAGAACCUUGCGGCUGCAGCUGCCGCCGCUGGCUACAAUGUGCAUCCGCUUCAAACGGUCACCGUCGACGGGCAAGAGGCCGUGUUCAUCCCUGCCACCGCUUUAACCUCCUCUCCUGGCGGGCAAGGUAGCGGUCAGACCCUGAUGACCCAGACUGGACAAAUUAUUCGGACACAGGUGCCGUCUUCCUCUGCACAGGCCACCGUCGUCAACGCUGGACUGCUCCAGAACAUGGUUGCACAGCACACUGUGCAAAUGGCAGCUCCCAGUGGACAGCAAAUUAUCAGAGGGGCCAACGCGCAGAUGGUACAGUUCCCCACGAUGCAACAAUCGAUUCCUGUACAGGUGCCAGUGUCCACUGCUAAUGGACAAACUGUCUACCAGACCAUCCACUUCCCAGUGCAAGCACUCACAACCACCAUUCCGGCAGGAAAUAUUCUUAGCUCGCAAGGGCAGACUUUGCAAAUGAUCCAACAGCUUUCUCAGCCAGUGACUCAGCAAAUCCAACUACCUUCGCAACCGCAAAUGGCUCAAAUCAUCACCUCGUCCGGACAAAUACAACAAGUGCAAAUUGCCUCGCAUCAACUUACACAGCAAACUCCUUCAAGUGCCAAUCAGUCGACUGUUGUCAACACAUCAGAAGCUAGUAGUUCAGCUGCUGCCGCGCAACAGGCGCAGACAGCCCAAGCUGCUCCUCAACAGAUACAGUCACAGCAAAUAACCUUGACGGGCGCCAACGGUCAGCAAAUCACUGUUAUCCCUGCAUCAAGUCUGGCAAACUUGCAAGCAGCUCAACAAGUCCGACAGCAGAGUAAUAUCAUUCAGAUUCCUGGUUUGGGCAGCAUCCAAGGUAUCCCAAUCCAGAACAUCCCGGGGCUUGGCAACGUGCAAAUCAUCCAAGCUGGCUCGUUGCAGAACAUCCAAGGCCUUCAAGGCCUGCAGAACAUUCAACUCUCGGCGCCCACCACAAUAAAUGUUGCGCCUCAACAGACGACCACACUCCAAACCUUUCCUCCAGGCACCCAAAUCAUUUCUGCUCAGCAACUUCAGGAAUCUGGAGAUUGCAAGUGGCAAGUGCUGACAACGGCGCAGUCUACGCCACAGACAUUCCGUGCUCCUUCGCCUGUGCAGACGCAAACCGUGACUCAAGUUGCCACUGAAACUCAUUUGGACCAAAGCUCAUCGACAACUAAAACACGAGUCAGAAGGGUGGCUUGCACGUGCCCCAAUUGCACGGAUGGCGAGAGAUAUAGGGGUGGAAAUCGCAAAAAGCAGCACAUCUGUCACAUAGCAGGGUGCAACAAAGUUUACGGAAAAACGUCCCAUCUGCGUGCCCACCUACGUUGGCACACUGGAGAAAGACCUUUUGUCUGCAACUGGCUCUUCUGUGGCAAAAGGUUUACCCGGUCUGACGAGCUCCAGCGCCAUCGCCGAACGCACACUGGCGAGAAACGGUUCCAGUGUACUGAGUGCAAUAAAAAGUUCAUGCGCAGUGACCACCUUUCUAAACACAUUCGCACGCACACUAAAAGUCGGACCGGUGGACAAGCAGACGGCAGCAAGAUCGAAGACUCGAUGGGUGAGGACGAUCCGUCCUCUCCUGAAGAUGAAAACAAAAUGAUUAUCACAAUACAGACUGAAGCAGAUCAGUCGGAAAUUAUCAGCGAUCAACUGCAAGGGGAGUCUUCGUUGUCAAACUAGAAUCAUCAUGUCUCUUUUUCACGUUAGUGCUAUCAAUCAGGCAAGACGUUUCUUGUAUUGUACAUGACGUACCUUGUAUCAUAAUGCAAUGGCAACUGCAAAUUCUACAACUGUUAUAGAACUGUUACAAGAUUUUGCUCUUUGAUGCCCAUUGCACUCUUGUUAGGAGUCUGAGGAUUGUCUUGAAGACUUUCAUACGCUUGUCCAAUUUUAUCAUUAUUUUCCUCUUCAACCGGAUGCCAUUCAUUCUUUUCCUACAAUCAUGUUUUUUCGCCCUCUUAUAUCUAUAUUUUUCACUACAGUAGCUUGUAUAAGUUUUGUAAUCAAAAUCUGAAACUUAUCAAUAAAAUCUAACAACGAAGUACAAAUUUUA
This is a messenger RNA of Cloeon dipterum, 2756 nucleotides long. RefSeq names its product transcription factor Sp4-like. Gene Ontology annotation, biological process: regulation of transcription by RNA polymerase II. NCBI's taxonomy places the organism in Eukaryota, Metazoa, Arthropoda, Insecta, Ephemeroptera, Baetidae. The coding region runs from base 65 to 2383 and encodes 772 amino acids. Gene Ontology annotation, molecular function: RNA polymerase II cis-regulatory region sequence-specific DNA binding; DNA-binding transcription factor activity, RNA polymerase II-specific. The transcript is spliced from 10 exons. The record is from RefSeq and is a predicted model, not a curated record.